Messenger RNA from Castor canadensis (American beaver), 3310 nucleotides. It is a transcript of the gene Rb1, whose product is annotated as RB transcriptional corepressor 1. NCBI's taxonomy places the organism in Eukaryota, Metazoa, Chordata, Mammalia, Rodentia, Castoridae. Gene Ontology annotation, biological process: cell differentiation; neuron projection development; regulation of transcription by RNA polymerase II. The record is from RefSeq and is a predicted model, not a curated record. Gene Ontology annotation, cellular component: chromatin; Rb-E2F complex; nucleus. Gene Ontology annotation, molecular function: RNA polymerase II transcription regulatory region sequence-specific DNA binding.
GGGCGGGGGAGGGCGCGUCCGGUUUCUCUCAGGGGACGUUCAAAUUAUUUUUGUAACGGGAGUCGGGCGAGGACGGGGCGUGCCCCGACGUGCGCGCGCGCGCCGGCUUCCCCGCGCGCCUCCAGAGCUCGCUGCCGCCGGCCCGGGGGAGAGCGUCAUGCCGCCCAAGACCCCCCGAAGAGCGGCGGCCGCCGCUGCCGCUGCCACUGCCGUGGAACCCCCGGCACCGCCGCCACCGCCUCCUCCUCCUGAGGAGGACCCGGAGCAGGACAGCGGCCCCGAGGACCUGCCUCUGGCCAGGCUUGAAUUUGAAGAAACAGAAGAACCUGAUUUUACUGCAUUAUGUCAGAAAUUAAAGACACCAGAUCACAUCAGAGAAAGAGCUUGGUUAACUUGGGAGAAAGUUUCAUCUGUGGAUGGAAUAUUGGAAGGUUAUAUUCAAAAGAAAAAGGAACUUUGGGGAAUCUGUAUUUUUAUUGCAGCAGUUGACCUAGAUGAGAUGCCAUUCACUUUUACUGAUCUACAGAAAAACAUAGAAACCAGUGUCUAUAAAUUCUUUGAUCUUCUAAAAGAAAUUGAUACCAGCACCAAAGUUGAUAAUGCUGUGUCAAGACUGUUGAAAAAGUACAAUGUGUUGUGUGCACUCUACAGCAAAUUAGAAAGGACAUGUGAACUUAUAUAUUUGACACAGCCCAGCAGUUCGCUAUCUACUGAAAUAAAUUCUCUGUUGGUCCUAAAAGUUUCUUGGAUCACUUUUUUACUAGCUAAAGGGGAAGUAUUACAAAUGGAGGAUGAUUUGGUGAUCUCAUUUCAGUUAAUGCUGUGUGUGCUUGACUAUUUUAUCAAACUCUCACCUCCUGCACUGCUUAGAGAACCAUAUAAAACAGCGGUAAAACCCAUUAAUGGUUCACCUCGAACACCUAGACGAGGUCAAAACAGGAGUGCCCGGAUAGCAAAACAACUAGAAAAUGAUACAAGAAUCAUUGAAGUUCUCUGUAAAGAACAUGAAUGUAAUAUAGAUGAGGUGAAAAAUGUAUAUUUCAAAAAUUUUAUACCUUUUAUGAAUUCUCUUGGAAUAGUAGCUCCUAAUGGACUUCCAGAGGUCGAAAUUCUCUCUAAACGAUAUGAAGAAAUUUAUCUUAAAAAUAAAGAUCUAGAUGCAAGAUUAUUUUUGGAUCAUGACAAAACUCUUCAGACUGAUCCUAUAGACAGUUUAGAGAUACAGAGAACACCACGAAAAAGUAACCCUGAUGAAGAGGUGAAUAUGAUUCCUCCACAGACUCCAGUUAGGACAGUUAUGAAUACCAUCCAGCAAUUAAUGAUGAUUUUAAAUUCAGCAAGUGAUCAACCAUCAGAAAAUCUGAUAUCCUAUUUCAAUAACUGCACAGUGAACCCAAAAGAAAAUAUCCUGAAGAGAGUGAAGGAUAUUGGACACAUCUUUAAAGAGAAAUUUGCUAAUGCUGUGGGACAGGGGUGUGUUGACAUUGGAUCACAGCGAUAUAAACUCGGAGUCCGAUUGUAUUACCGAGUGAUGGAAUCUAUGCUUAAAUCAGAAGAAGAACGAUUAUCCAUUCAAAAUUUUAGCAAACUCCUGAAUGACAAUAUCUUUCAUAUGUCUUUAUUGGCGUGUGCUCUUGAAGUUGUAAUGGCUACAUAUAGCAGAAGUACAUCUCAGAAUCUUGAUUCUGGAACGGAUUUGUCUUUCCCAUGGAUUCUGAAUGUACUUAAUUUAAAAGCCUUUGAUUUUUACAAAGUGAUUGAAAGUUUUAUCAAAGCAGAAGCCAACUUGACAAGAGAAAUGAUAAAACAUUUAGAACGAUGUGAACAUCGAAUCAUGGAAUCCCUUGCAUGGCUCUCAGAAUCACCUUUAUUUGAUCUUAUUAAACAAUCAAAGGACCGAGAAGGACCAGCUGAUCACUUUGAAUCUGCUUGUCCUGUCAGCCUUCCUCUCCAAAAUAAUCAUACUGCAGCAGAUAUGUAUCUUUCUCCUGUAAGAUCCCCAAAGAAAAAAGGUUCAACUACACGUGUAAAUUCUUCUGCAAAUGCAGAGACACAAGCAACCUCAGCCUUCCAGACUCAGAAGCCAUUGAAAUCUACCUCCCUUUCACUCUUUUACAAAAAAGUGUACCGGCUAGCAUAUCUUCGGCUAAAUACCCUAUGUGCACGCCUUCUGUCUGACCACCCAGAGCUAGAGCACAUCAUCUGGACCCUGUUCCAGCACACACUGCAAAAUGAGUACGAACUCAUGAAAGACAGGCAUUUGGACCAGAUUAUGAUGUGCUCUAUGUAUGGCAUAUGCAAAGUGAAGAAUAUAGACCUUAAAUUCAAGAUCAUUGUAACAGCAUACAAGGAUCUUCCUCAUGCUGUUCAGGAGACAUUCAAACGAGUUUUGAUCCGAGAAGAGGAGUAUGAUUCCAUUAUUGUGUUCUAUAACUCAGUUUUCAUGCAAAGACUGAAAACAAAUAUUCUGCAGUAUGCCUCCACCAGGCCUCCUGCUUUGUCACCAAUACCCCACAUUCCUCGAAGCCCUUACAAGUUUUCUAGCUCACCCUUACGGAUUCCUGGGGGGAACAUCUAUAUAUCACCCCUGAAAAGUCCAUAUAAAAUUUCAGAAGGUCUACCAACGCCAACAAAAAUGACUCCAAGAUCAAGAAUCUUAGUGUCAAUUGGUGAAUCAUUUGGGACUUCUGAGAAGUUCCAGAAAAUAAAUCAAAUGGUAUGUAACAGCGAUCGAGUGCUCAAAAGAAGUGCUGAAGGAAGCAACCCUCCUAAACCACUGAAAAAACUGCGCUUUGACAUUGAAGGGUCAGAUGAAGCAGAUGGAAGUAAACAUCUCUCAGGGGAGUCCAAAUUUCAACAGAAACUGGCAGAAAUGACAUCUACUCGAACACGAAUGCAAAAGCAGAAAAUGAAUGAUAGCAUGGAUACCUCGAACAAGGAAGAAAAAUGAGCAUCUCAGGACCUUGGUGGACACUAUGUACACCUCUGUGUCUCCCAGGAUGAGACUGUGUAACUCUCCCAGGGUCUGUUUACAGCCCAUUUAACAUCUCCAGCUAUCUGUAGAUAUGAAAUGUGCAGAUGCAAGUUGCAUAUUUAUGUGGGUGAUUCCUAAGCCACUUUCAAUGUUGUGGUCAAUGGUAGAUAUAUUAUUAUCAUACAAGAUUGAAAAUCUUGGGUAAACCAUGCCAUUUAAAAAGUAAUGGCAGCUGGGCGGUGGUGGCUCACACCUGUAAUCCUAGCUACUCAGGAGGCAGAGUUCAGGAUGAUCGAAGUUUGAAGCCAGUCCAGGCAAAUAGUUCGUGAGACCCUA